AUGGCUGUGACCGCGCUGGAGAAGGGAAAAGGACGCGCACGUCCGGAGGACCUCGAAGCGGACGAGAUUGAGCAGACUUCAGCGGCGAGCGCAUCUUCCGCAGACUCAGACUCUUCGGGCUCGGACUCGGACUCGGACAGCGACUCCCCGGACGACUUUUCCUCCUCUGGUUCAGAUUCAAAUUCUGAAGACGAUGUGGCGCCAGAGUUUCUCGAGUCACUACUAACACAAGCACGGCAGAACGUGCGAGCAAAGGCGAAGCAGCUCGCAGGCGGAGGAGGGGAGGAGGAGUUCAUCCAACUUGGCGGCGACGAGGGGGACAAUGACACGACAGCUAAGCCGCUCCCGCCGCUAGACACCGGCUCGCUGCCCGCGCCCUACAUUACACUCCCGGAAACCCGCGGGGCGGUCCCCUCGAAGCUCCGCGACCCAGACGUGGAGCACGUCCAGAAAGUCGCGUCGUCAAUACAGGUCCCCGCCGCCCCCGCGCCUCCAGAGCUGACGAAGGACGGCAAGAAGCUCACUAAGAAGGAGAGGAAGCAGGUUCUCCCUAAGCCCAUUGGCUUCGACCCACAGAUGAAGAACAAAACCGCAGGGCCGGCAUGGUUCGACCUCCCCGCACCCGCCGAAGCGGACCUUCCGCGCCUGUACCGCGAGGUCGAGGCCCUACGCCUGCACAAACAGCUCGACCCCAAGCAGUUCUACCGCAAGGAGCCGGGAGAGGGCAAAGGCAUCAAGGGCCUGCCCAAGCACUUCGCGAUUGGCAGGAUCCUGCCGACGGACACGCCCUUCGGCGGCGCGAGCGCGGACAACCUUCCCCGCACCGCCCGGAAGCGCACGCUGGUGGACGAGCUCGUCGACGACGCGGAGGCGAAGAGCUACGCCAAAAAGAAGUUUAAAGAGCUCCAGACCGUGCGCGGCGCGAAGGGCAGGGGGACGCUCGCGGCCAAGAAGGCGCUCCGGAAGCCGAAGUGGUGA
Molecule: messenger RNA, 978 nt
Organism: Dichomitus squalens LYAD-421 SS1
Lineage: Eukaryota; Fungi; Basidiomycota; Agaricomycetes; Polyporales; Polyporaceae
Product: Fcf2-domain-containing protein
Exons: 4
Coding region: 1-978 (325 amino acids)
Biological process (GO): RNA processing
Cellular component (GO): nucleolus
Molecular function (GO): RNA binding
Source: RefSeq, a predicted model, not a curated record